CCCAGGUCAAUGUCCCAACAAGCAAUCCCUCCUGGACAAUCUGGUCAGACAGUUCUCAAUUUUAAUGGUCAAAAAUGGAGGACAGAGAGAACUCAGGGAGAUCAUAUAACAAACUGAUCUAUCAGGAGGAAUCAGCUGCAGAUGAGCAACCUAUCUACUCCAACCAGGAGAAGCAACAAGUGUCUUUGACCGCCGUGGGACCUGCAUCCAGUUUUAAUCAUUACAAAUUGCUCACACUGAGCCUGGCGGUGCUCGCUGCUUUCCUGCUGGCGGUUGAUAUCGGCUUGGGAGUCUACUACUACCAUCUGACAGAUGGUAGUUUAGUAAGAGACCUGGCUGGUGAAGUAGCAAAACUGCAAGCUUCCUACAAUGCUGCAAUCCAUAGGAGGGAGGAUGCCAAGGAACAACUGGCGAGAGAGAUCGGCAAGCAGGCAGUGACUAGGUGGGAGCUCGAGCACCAGACCAGAAGAAAAGAAGACUAUGAACGUGUGAUUGAAAAAACUCAGAUUGAAAUUGCCACGUUGAAAUCCCACAUACCAAUGAUAAAGGAAGGAUGCAGACACUGUUCACCUGGAUGGACUUUCAUGAACUCACUCUGUUACUUCUUCCCAUUUGCUGACACUUAUUCAUCCGUCAAUUGGCAACAGGCUAGAGACCACUGCAAGCGACAAGGAGGCGACUUAGCAAUCGUUGACAGCAGAGAGAAACAUCUGGCAAUAACUAACUUGAUACAUAACUAUAAAGAUCCCAAGACAUGGAUGUACCAGAGUGGUUUCUGGAUUGGACUGAGAGAUGUAGAAGAAGAAGGGAGAUGGAAGUGGCUGGAUGGGACAAGACUGAAUGAGGGGUACUGGAAUGACGGAGAACCCAACAAUGAAGACAAUGAAGACUGCGCAGCUGUGUAUCCCAGAAGUAACCCUUUUAAGGCUUGGAACGAUGCGCCGUGCAAUUUUAACCUGAAGUGGAUUUGUGAAAAGCAACCAUGGGCCAUAGGUUGACAUCAUUAAACUUUGAAUAUAAAAAUGCAUUAACCUCUGGUUUACAAAGAAGAAUCGAGUUGGUCUGUAAGACUCUUCUGAGUUUUAUUUCUUUUGUUUAGACUAUAAAAGUGCAGAGAGAAUUAAAAUACUAAAAACAAAUAUGUAACAUAUUGUAUCAAAUAAAUGUUUGUCUCUA
Messenger RNA from Cololabis saira (Pacific saury), 1176 nucleotides. Its product is annotated as C-type lectin domain family 4 member M-like. The record is from RefSeq and is a predicted model, not a curated record. Lineage: Eukaryota; Metazoa; Chordata; Actinopteri; Beloniformes; Belonidae. Bases 75 to 998 code for a protein of 307 amino acids. The transcript is spliced from 6 exons.